Messenger RNA from Vittaforma corneae ATCC 50505, 993 nucleotides. RefSeq lists its product as uncharacterized. Gene Ontology annotation, cellular component: septin ring; cell division site; septin complex. The transcript has a single exon. Lineage: Eukaryota; Fungi; Microsporidia; Nosematidae. Gene Ontology annotation, biological process: cytoskeleton-dependent cytokinesis. The coding region runs from base 1 to 993 and encodes 330 amino acids. Gene Ontology annotation, molecular function: molecular adaptor activity; GTPase activity; GTP binding. The record is from RefSeq and is a predicted model, not a curated record.
AUGAAGGACACCAUUCCAAAAAUACACCACAACUACGAUAGUCUCAACCUAACAACAGGUAUUGGAUUUUCACAGAUACCGGAGCAAGUAAGACAACAGUCCAUCAGGGAUGGCUUCUAUUUCAAUCUUCUUGUGGUUUCAAGAAGAGGACUAGGUGCAUCAACACUCAUCAACUCGCUCUUCUCAGCACCGCUAGUGAAGAAAGAAAGAACAGACUCUAUCAACACAACGGUCAACGAGAUAGUAGAGAAUGGCAUUAGACUUACAAUAUCCGUCACCACCUACCAUGGAGAGGAUAUAAACAAGGUAAUUAAAUACAUCAAUACAGCCAAUGAGGAGCACUUUGAAAUGGAGCAAGGGCUGAGUGUUAGCUUUCCCGACAAAAGGAUGCAUUGCUGCCUGUACCUUGUACCGGGAGAUAAAAUGUCCGACUAUGAAAUUGAGGGACUGAAGGAGCUCGGCUCUAAGAUUAACAUAAUACCUGUAAUAACCAAAGCUGAUAUGUUCACCGAUGAGGAACUCAAAGACCAUAGGGAAAAGAUCAACAGACUAUUCAGGAACAUACAGUUCUACGACUAUGAAGAAAACGACAGCACCCAGUUCCCGCUGGCAGUGAUAGCCUCCGAGAAUGUUUAUGAAGAGGAUGGCAGUAGCGUAAGGGGAAGAAGAUAUGCCUGGGGAUUUAUUGACAUUGAAAAUGAAAAGUAUAGUGAUUUUAAAAAGCUACAAAGAACUCUCAUUUGUGAAAAAUUUAUUGACCUGAUCUAUAAAACGGAUGCAGUAUUUUAUAACCAAGCCAGAAAGGCGCUAAUAAGGAACGAAAGUCUAAAUAAUUCAAGAACAAGGCUCGCAAAGAUUCUAAACCAGAUGGAGGCAGCAAUAGACGAGAAGUAUGCACAGAAGAUUCAGGCGCUGGAGAGUGAGGAUGGGCUUCAAGGGUUUAGUGAUAUAUUGAGUUUGAAGGCUACGGAAACGCCAGCUAUUUCUGAGUAA